Messenger RNA from Orbicella faveolata, 2672 nucleotides. RefSeq names its product tRNA-specific adenosine deaminase 1-like. Gene Ontology annotation, biological process: tRNA processing. Lineage: Eukaryota; Metazoa; Cnidaria; Anthozoa; Scleractinia; Merulinidae. The record is from RefSeq and is a predicted model, not a curated record. Gene Ontology annotation, molecular function: RNA binding; tRNA-specific adenosine deaminase activity; adenosine deaminase activity.
UUAGCCUCGUCCAAGAUGGCGGAUGAAAUGUGGUCGUCUUUCAAUCCUCCUUUUAGACUUCUUCAUUAACCUCUAGCACUUUUUGCUUCAUGGAUUGUUGGCAAGAAGAUGAUAAUUUUGCCAACAAGGUGGCUCAGUUGUGUUGCGAGCAUUUCAAGACGUUGAACAAGAGGGGCAAACCUCAAGCGAACCAUGAGUGGACACUACUGGCAGCCAUUGUGCUCGUACAGGAACGAGAUGAUAAUGACAAGCCCUUAUCAGAGUACUCUGUGGAUGUGGUUGCCAUGGGAACUGGUUCCAAAUGCAUUGGAAAAAGCAAAAUGAGCAAUCAAGGAAUCAUUUUAAAUGACAGCCAUGCAGAAGUGAUUGCCAGGAGAGGUUUUCUCAGGUAUCUUUACCAGCUGUUGCAGAAUGCAUAUAAUAAGCAGCCAGGUGUAUUUCAUUUCCAGGAAGAAAGCAAUUUAUGUGCACUGAAAAAUGGAGUGUCCUUCCAUCUUUUCACUUCGCAUACACCUUGUGGUGAUGCAUCAAUAUUUCCAAAAGCAGAGGAAGAUGACACUUUGGUUGUUCCAUCCUUGAAGAAUCAAAAUCUCAAACCUCAAAAGAAAAAAUGCCUUUCUUGUCAUGAAGUGAUAAGCCCUCCAAAGAAAAUUUGUUUAGAGAUUGACAUACCUUCCAGUAAUUCAUUGGAUGAUUGUUGUAAUUCUGAGAGAUUGAUGGAAAGAUUGGAUAAAACACCUAUGGUGGAAAAGGACAAUGAGGCAAAAUUAUGCUUUCAGGAGGGUAACCACAAACCUGAUGGAAGCUUGGCAGAAAUUUCUAUGGAGCUGUUCGAUACAAGACAGGCACAUUUUGAUAAUUUGAAUGUGGACCAUAGCAGUAAGGAUCAGGAAGAGAAAGCAAUAAAAUCAAACCUAGAAAAUAUCCAUGUUGACAUUAUUGAGACCUCUGAAUGUGUACUUGAUGGUAAAUGUAACAACAAGCAACAAACUGAUAUUAAGCAGUACAAGGAUGUACACAGGACUGGUGCAAAAUGUGUUCCAGGCAGUAAACAAGACCCUCAUCAGUCUGGUUCAGGAUACCACACUGUUGGUGUUUUGCGCACUAAACCAGGGCGUGGUGACCCUACACUAUCAAUGUCAUGUAGUGAUAAAAUAAUGAAAUGGAAUGUACUUGGUUGUCAAGGGGCCCUUCUGUCAUACUUCAUGACAUCACCAGUGUACCUUUCGUCAGUCAUUGUUGGUAGCUGCCCUUUUGACGAAGCUGCUAUGAGGAGGGGUAUCUAUGAGCGGGCUUUAAGUGACCCUCUGAAUUUGACUGAACCUUUCUGUGUUCAUAGGCCUAAGAUUUUCCAGGCUGACAUUUUAUUUGAACAGAGCAGAAUUAAAGUUAUGGAACAGAGGCAGGGUAAAUUAUCACCUUCCUCCACAGCUAUUAUCUGGAUCAAAGAACCCUUCUUCCACGAGGUCUCUGUUAAUGGCCUAAGACAGGGUGUCACCAAAAAGAACCUUUCAUCAUCAAAGGCAAGGGUGUGCAUCAGCAAAGGAAGUCUUUUCGAGACAUUCAAAGCUCUUGUUACAAACAUUCAAGAUGUUAAGCUUCCAGUAUCCUUGAGGUAGUAGACACUAUUUACUGACAGGGUCUUCUUACUGAAUUCUGGCUUAGGAAAUCUGGGAUAAAACCUAACACAAACAAACUCAAUAUUACAACUUUGUUCUCAAGUCUUUGUUGACUUUCAGGUUUCAAACUGCACCUUGUAAUUAGCUGUAAAAUAUAUUUGUAUCUCACCUAGAGAAAAAGCCCUUAGACAAUUCAUAAUUUUGAGAGAGAAAAGGCAUGUGACAAAAUGGUCCUAGAAUUUUAGUCAACCUUCACAGCUCUAUAUAACAGAACCAAAAGGUGUUUUGAGAAUUCUUCCUAGGGUCACAAGUUCUUUUUGCAAGGUUAAGAAAUAAUUGGGUUUGCUGAAAAAAAUUAUUAUUUUAUGAAUAAUUAUUGGAGAGUCUUACUUUCUCCCAAAGUCCUGGUUUUACCAAUUUGCUAUCACUACAUGUGUAAGGGGGCUGACAUGUCUUGUUGGUGCCCACGUUGUCACCAAAUCUGUAUUUAAUUUAGUACAAGUAAGCAAAAAGAGAGAAAGUCAAACUACAACCACACCACGACACUUUAGAUUAGUGAAUACAAAUUUAUUCAUUGGAGGUUACAUGAAAAUUGCUCUGACUUGAGUAUACAUGAUCUUGUAUUUCCAGACAAAACCAAUUAGCAAGGAAUUACAGAGAAGCCAAGAGAGGAACUCCAACCUACAAUGAUGCCAGAGAAAAGUUCAUCAGAACAUUUCCUACUUGGUCCCUUAAGCCCGAGGAACUCUCAACUUUCACAGGAUUGGAAAUGUCUUGAUUGUAAAACAGAACUUUUUUGGAUUAUACACGACAAAAUUUCAUUUUGAACAUGUCACAAUCAGAGAAAAAUCACUUCUUUCAAGCUUAACAUUCAAGAUAUUAUUAAAGAUUUCAGUUUUUUACUUGUUGUCCAAAGUUACAGGGGAUUUUACAUUGUGUAAACUUGUCUGUAAAACUUGAAAUGCCAUCCAUGAACUGCAUCUGUAAGUAUAUUUUAACAAUAAUUGAAUAACCACACUGCAGAUGACUAUAUCCAAUCAAAGUUUGUUAAAA